AUGGUAGUAGCAGAAGAACAGGUGGAAAUCGACGUACUAUUGAAUCGAAAAAGUAACUCGAAGAAGCAGAAAACUCGAGCCCGAUCCGCCGAAGUAGCCCGUAAUACAGAGCCCGCUCAAUUUUCCGGGCGGACAGAACAAAUCAAUUCUUGUACUACUUCACCAGGAAUCAUAACUUCAAUUUUCGAUUACUCGGUUGAAAAUCACUUCAAAGCCGUUGAUACGAUAUCCAGACUCUGUGGAGACCCAGAAAUAAUUGGUUCUAAUCAAACCGAAAUCCAACGAUUCUCCAAUGCUAUUACAUUCUUAAGAGAAUGGAGGCAUUUUUCUUACCCUCCAAGGACCAUAAAGUUUGCUUGUCAAAAAGAGAGUAAUAGUUCCAAGGGAAAAGAUGUAAUAGGUGGGAUUACCUUGCCUCAGUUUUCUGCUGCUACCGUUCCUAAGGAGGCACAGAAUGGGGGAAUGGUUUUAGGUUCUGAAUCUAGCAAAGACUUUGUAAUGUAUGUUGGAGGCAGAGUCUGGGCAGUAGACUGGUGCCCUCGAGUUAACCGCAGUUCUCUCAAUCCCAUUAAAUCUGAGUUCGUCGCUGUUGCUGCUCAUCCACCUGAAUCUUCAUAUCACAAGAUCGGUGUCCCUUUAACUGGCAGGGGUGUCAUCCAGAUAUGGUGUUUGCUCAAUAUCUGUUCAGAAGAAGAUGUACCUUCUCAAGUGAAUAAAAAGCGAAAAUUGGGAACCAAGAAAAAGGAAAAGGAGUCUGUUAAGGCCAACGAAUCAAUAAAACUGCAAAGGCCAAGAGGGAGACCAAGAAAGAAACCUAUAAAUGAAAAUGUGGAGAAGAUGGACUCAGAUAGCCAUUAUUUGCAAUCUCUUGCAAUUGAAUACCCUGAAGAUUCAUCUGGAUUACAACCUGUACAGAGGGCUUCUGCAAAUACAAAUGAACAAGUUGUCAGUGAAGACUCUAGGACAGAACUUGAUGAUUCAGUAAAUGCAGAUGCAUUAUUGAUGGCUUCUCAGGUGAAUAAAGAAAAGGAAACAGUUAAAUCCAAUAAAUCAACACGACCACAGAGGCCGAGAGGGAGACCACGAAAGAAACCUUUAAAUGAACCUGUGGAGAAGAUUGAUUCAGAGAGCCAAUACGUGCAACCUCUUGCAAUUGAAUACCCUGAAGAUUCAUCCAUAUUACAUUCUAUAGAGAGGGCUUCUGCAAAGCCAAAUGAACAAGUUGUCAGAGAAGACUCUAGAACAAAACUUGAUGAUUCAGUAAAUGAAGAUGCAUUAUUGAUGGCUUCUCAGUUGAAUAAAGAAAAGGAAACACUUAAGGCCAGUGAUUCAACAAAACCUGAAAGGCUAAGAAGGAGACCACGAAAGAAACCUGUAAAUGUACCUGUGGAGAAGAUUGAUUCAGAUAGCCAAUAUGUGCAACCUCUUGCAAUUGAGUACCCUGAAGAUCCAUCUAGAUUACAUUCUGUAGAGAUGGAUUCUGCAAAUAUAAAUGAGCAAAUUGUCAAUGGAGACUCUAGAACAAAAUUUGUCGAUUCAGUAAAUGCAGAUGCAUUAUUGUUGGCUUCUCAGGUGAAUAAAAAGCCAAAAUUGGGUAUCAAUAAAAAGGAAACAGUCAAGGCCAACAAAUCAACAAAAUUGCAAAGGCCAAGAGGAAGAUCAAGAAAGGAAUCUACAAAUGAACCUGUGGAGGAGAUUGAACAUGAUGAUUCAGUAAAUGCAGAUGCAUUAUUAUUGGCAGCUUCAAAAGGAACAGACAGCAGAAAGAAAAUAGUUCGGGUUCACAGUAAUGUUCCACAUUUCCAUGAACAAGAUGAACAUGUAGCAUCUUCCCUUUCAAAUCUCCAAGGAUCUGCGAGCGGCAGUCUUGAUUCCCUGAGGCCCAGCAAGAAUAUCGCCUAUAUCAAUCCGUGUGAUACCAAUACUUCUAGCUGGUAUGUGCCCAACGAUGUUGCAUUGCCUAGAAUGAUGUUAUGUUUAGCUCAUAAUGGAAAAGUUGCAUGGGAUGUGAAGUGGCGACCAAAUAGUGCUCAUGACUCUGAAUCCAUGCACAGAAUGGGCUAUCUUGCUGUCUUGCUUGGAAAUGGAGCACUAGAAGUGUGGGAGGUUCCUUUUCCUCGCACAAUUGAACUAAUAUAUCCUGCUUGCCAAAAAGAGGGUACUGAUCCUCGCUUCAUCAAACUGGCACCAGUAUUCAGAUGUUCAAUGCUGAAGUGUGGUGAUAGGCAAAGUAUUCCUUUAACUGUGGAGUGGUCUACAUCCUCUCUGCAUGAUAUGAUUCUGGCUGGAUGUCAUGAUGGAGUGGUUGCCUUGUGGAAAUUUUCAACAACUGGAUCAUCAACAGACACCAGGCCGCUGCUCUGCUUCAGCGCGGAUACAGUUCCUAUUAGGGCUCUUGCUUGGGCUCCAGUUCAAAGUGAUUCUGAGGGCGCGAAUGUUGUUGUCACUGCUGGUCAUAAAGGCUUAAAGUUUUGGGACAUACGUGACCCAUUCCAUCCCUUGUGGGACCUUAAUCCUGUUCAGGGGGUGAUUUAUAGUUUGGAUUGGCUGCCAGAUCCAAGAUGUAUUAUAGGAUCCGGUGAUGAUGGAUCAAUAUGGAUCCUCAGCUUAGUGAAGGCUGCACAAGAUAUCCCAGUUACUGGAAAACCUUUUUCUGGAACACAGAGACAAGGAUUGCACAGUUAUCACUGUGCCUCAUUUCCAAUAUGGAGUAUUCAAGUGUCUCGGCUAACAGGUAUGGUUGCUUAUUGUGGUGAGGAUGGAACUGCCCUUCGUUUCCAGCUGACGACUAGGGCAGUGGAGAAAGAUCCUUUGCGAAAUCGGCCCUUUCAUUUUCUCUCUGGAUCAUUGAUAGAAGAGGAAUCUAUUCUUACUGUGGUUAGUCCAUUGACCAACACUCCGGUCCUGAUGAAGAAGUCUCUCGGUGUGUCAGCUGAUGAUGUCCCAAGAAUUAAAAGUGGGUCCUCGGCUGUAAUAAAUCAGGAGAAAGGAGCAAAGGAGCAAACGGCCAUAUGUGAAGCUUCGGAUGAAAAAACUCUAGCUCUGUGCUAUGGAAAUGAUCUGGGAACUGAACUUGAAUCCAACGACCCAUGCACCAUUGUACAGAAGAGUAAGCCAGCACCGAAAUCAAAAAAGAGCGAUAAGAAUAAGUUGAAAGCCAAUCAACAAGCUCAAAUAUCUGGAGAUGACGUGGGAAAUUUCCUGGGGGAAGGAAGUGACGAAGGUCAAAUUCGGCGUGAGAUCGAGGUUUUCCCUCCCAAAAAUGUGGCCAUGCAUAAAGUGAGGUGGAAUAUGAACAAAGGCAGUGAGAGGUGGCUCUGCUAUGGAGGGGCUGCUGGUUUGGUAAGAUGUCAAAAGGUCGACAUGUCUACUUAG
Fraxinus pennsylvanica is the source of this 3375-nucleotide messenger RNA. NCBI's taxonomy places the organism in Eukaryota, Viridiplantae, Streptophyta, Magnoliopsida, Lamiales, Oleaceae. The record is from the annotation of a GenBank genome assembly.